AAGAAUUGAAAUGCCCAACUUCUGGAAAAUGUUAUUGUGGUAAGGAACAAAGCAGUAUCGGAUGGUGCAAAGAAUGUGAGGUUAAUGCCUUUAAAGAAAAUUUUAAAAAUUGGACAAGUGGCAAUCUUAAGAUCGAUACAUUUAUUAGACAUUCUCAAUUAAACGCUACUGGAAGUGUAGAUUACUUGGAAUAUCUUGAUUUUGAGCAAUUUGAUCUAGUAGAAAUUACGAAUAAAAGAGGAGCCUUUAGUGCAAUAUAUUCGGCAAUUUGGAUGGAAGGUCCUCGAUGUAUUUGGGAUGAAGGCUCAGAACAAUGGACACGUAGCGGACCAAUUAAAGUCGCUCUUAAACGGCUUAACGAUUCACAAAAUAUUAGUGAAGAAUAUCUGAAUCAACUUUAUAAAUAUAAUAAGUGUUUACAAAAUGGAAGUGUCUUUGGAAUAACUAAAGAUCCAACUUCAAAUUAUAUGUUUGUUAUGAGAUAUUAUGAGAAUGGAGAUUUGCAUUCGUAUCUUGAUGAAACACAAGGUAUGCUUUGUUUGAGAGAUAUUGUUGAAAUGCUUUGGGAAAUAUCUGGAGGAAUUGAGUAUAUUCAUGAAAAUGGGUUAAUUCAUGGUAACCUUCAUGGAGGCAAUGUGUUAAUUGAAAAUGAAUCAGGUUCAAUUUAUACACAUAUUGUUGAA
Funneliformis caledonium is the source of this 683-nucleotide messenger RNA. Lineage: Eukaryota; Fungi; Glomeromycota; Glomeromycetes; Glomerales; Glomeraceae. The record is from the annotation of a GenBank genome assembly.